Messenger RNA from Oppiella nova, 774 nucleotides. The record is from the annotation of a GenBank genome assembly. NCBI's taxonomy places the organism in Eukaryota, Metazoa, Arthropoda, Arachnida, Sarcoptiformes, Oppiidae.
AAAGGAUUUGUGGAGAGAUUUGAAUUGAAUUGACAUAAGGUUUGCAUUGAAUGCAUGAACUGUUCAUUCAUUUGUGGGACAAUCACUUGAUUUGCAUUCAAUUCACUCCACAAUUGUACUGCAAUUCAGUGAAUGAUUUCAUAAUUAGUGAAUCACUGAAACAUGACUUCAAAUACAUUGGUCUGCAAUGCAAUAACACUUAAGGGAUCCGUUGAUAUCAUCACCGAAUUCUUCGAUUAUGGGAUUAACAGUAUUUUAUACCAAAGAGGAUUAUAUCCAUCGGAUCGGUUCAUUCAUUCCCAGAAGUAUGGUUUGACUCUAUUGAUGUCCAUCGAUGACCAACUCAAAGAGUAUCUGUCAGUCAUGUUGAACCAAAUGAAGACAUUUAUGCUGACAAAGAGUGUCCACAAAAUGGUGUUAGUGAUCAUCAAUGUGGAGACACACGAGACUGUGGAGCGCUGGGAGUUCCUCAUCGACUGCGACAAAACUAUCACUGAAUCCGACUCUAAGAGUGUGGACCACAAAGAGAUACAGAAAGGCAUUCGCGAUGUCAUCCGUCAGAUCACAGCGAGCGUCACGUUUUUGCCGCUAUUGGAGGGGAAGUUCUCCUUUGAUUUGCUUCUGUUCACCGAUAAGGACACAGACCUGCCGUCAGCCCUUUGGUCCGACUCUAACCCACACCUCAUCCCAAACGCCGAAGAGGUAGAGCUGAGAAGUUUCUCGACGGCUGUCCACAAAGUCAAUGCUUUGGUCUCCUAUAAAAAUUGUGAAUAA